ACUGUUUCGCUUCUUUCCAUCGCUUUCAUCAUAGUUCAGAUUCCGGUUUCACCCUAGAAUCAUCUUAUCGCAGCAACUAUCGGUACCCUUCGAUCUCUAUCGGUCUAACGCUGCCGCUCCCAAGUAACCGCCCCGAUCCUUCUAUCACCAUGCGUUCCAAGUUCAAGGACGAGCAUCCCUUCGAGAAGCGUAAGGCUGAGGCCGAGCGUAUCCGUCAGAAGUACGCUGAUCGCAUUCCGGUGAUCUGCGAAAAGGUCGAGAAGUCAGAUAUUGCAACCAUCGACAAAAAGAAGUACCUUGUUCCGGCCGAUCUCACCGUUGGACAGUUUGUCUACGUGAUUCGCAAGCGUAUUAAGCUGUCUCCUGAGAAGGCCAUCUUCAUUUUCGUUGAUGAGGUCCUUCCGCCAACAGCAGCGCUCAUGAGCAGCAUCUACGAAGAGCACAAGGAUGAGGAUGGAUUCCUGUACAUCACGUAAGCUCUAGGCCCAUAUUUGGUGAAUUACCUUGGCUGAUUUCGUUGUCGCUGCUAGGUACUCCGGCGAGAACACAUUCGGUGACUACUAGGCGCUGGUCGACCUGUCC
Messenger RNA from Aspergillus aculeatus ATCC 16872, 582 nucleotides. Its product is annotated as autophagy-related protein 8. Gene Ontology annotation, molecular function: phosphatidylethanolamine binding. The coding region runs from base 150 to 476 and encodes 108 amino acids. The record is from RefSeq and is a predicted model, not a curated record. Gene Ontology annotation, biological process: cellular response to nitrogen starvation; macroautophagy. Gene Ontology annotation, cellular component: autophagosome; cytosol; fungal-type vacuole membrane. The transcript is spliced from 2 exons. NCBI's taxonomy places the organism in Eukaryota, Fungi, Ascomycota, Eurotiomycetes, Eurotiales, Aspergillaceae.